Messenger RNA from Monoraphidium neglectum, 4971 nucleotides. RefSeq names its product Fanconi anemia group I protein. Gene Ontology annotation, molecular function: DNA polymerase binding. NCBI's taxonomy places the organism in Eukaryota, Viridiplantae, Chlorophyta, Chlorophyceae, Sphaeropleales, Selenastraceae. The coding region runs from base 1 to 4971 and encodes 1656 amino acids. Gene Ontology annotation, biological process: DNA repair. The record is from RefSeq and is a predicted model, not a curated record. The transcript has 28 exons.
AUGAGCGACUUGCAAGCGCUGAUUGGCGCGUUCAGAGCGUCUUAUCAUGGCAGCCAGCAGCCUGCUGUGGAUGUGAAGCAGCUGGUCGCGCAAGCAGACGCGGCUGCGCUGUGCGCUGAGCUGCAGCAGCUGCUGCAGUCGCAGCAAGCCAAGGACGCGCUGUCGCAACUGCUGCGCGCCACGCGCCCCGCUUUGCAAGACCCACCACUAGCCGCGGCCGCCUGCGUGGCCCUGCGCGGCGCAAUUGCUUCGCGGCUGCCGGGCUUGCUGCAUGAGCUCCCCGCGGACCAGGGGCCGCGUGUGAAGGAGCUUGUGCUGGUGGCGAUGGCGGAGCUGGAGCACCUGGCCCCUGCAGACCGCAUGCGCCUCUCCAGCUGCUGCCUGGCCGGCCUUGAGGAGGGCCGCCCCCACGCGGUCGCCGUGCUGGAGCUCCUGCCGCCCUGCCUGCUGCUGAUCCCGCCGGGCGCGGCAGACGGCGCGAGCCAGGGCGGCGAUGGGCGCUGUGUGGCCGAUGCUGUUGAUGGAGGCGACAGCCACCAGGGGACGCCAUCGGCAGAGCCCAGCGCGGCGCACAGAGAUUCAGCACUUCACCGGCUGCUGCACGCGGAAUGGCGCCCUGAUCAGGUCAGUGCGCUGCUGGCUGUGGCGCGCGAGAUCCCCUUGAGUCCCGCACAAGCCAAGGAGGUCAUACGCAAGGCCAUCAGCUGCGCCAGGGCUGCGGAGCUGCAGCAGCUGCCGCCAAUCUUGUACCAGGUGCUGCUGGCGUCGGCCGCAGGCCCGCGCAUCUACGCCCUGGGCAAGGUGGCUGAGCUGUUUGAACAGCUGGCCAGGGCCCGCGGCGGCGGUGCCACUGGCGGAGGGCAGGAUAGGCAAGCAGCCCCGGGAAGCGUCCUGCUGCAGGUCGAGGGCACCGUGCUGAUGCACAUCUCCACUCUCGUGAAGUAUGAUGCAGCCCUGGGCUCAGAGUGGCUGAAGCACUUCAAGGCCGGGGGACUCAGACCUUCGCCAUUCCUGCUGCAGGUUGCCCUGACCAUGUGCGGCGUCGCGCGUCUGGAGGCACCCGUGCUGCAGCUGCUGAAGCGUGCUGCACUGGUCGCAUAUGCCGCAGAGCAGCCGGGAGCCGGCUGCGCCUGGCUGGCGGCGAGCGGCACGAUGACAGGCGUGGAGGACGGCCGGGGCGGCGGGGUGGCGCUGGAGGAAGCUCUGUUGCGGGCGGUCAGGCACAGCCAGUUUGCUGGCGAGCUGGUGGCCCCGGGGGCCCUGGCGCUGGGCCGCCAGCUGCUGGCCUGCCAGGUGGACUCCCCCCUGCACCUGGUGCUGGCCUGUGGUGCGGGCGAAGGGGCCGACACCAGCGGCAGCAAAGACACCGGCAUGGGGGUGGGAGCCGGGCUGCCAGCUCAGGCGUCGCCCGGGACAAGGGCUGUGCGCUUGGGGCUGCUGCUGCUUGGUGCAGUGUUUGAGAACCACCCAGAGGCGAGGGACGAGGUCCUCCGCUCGUGCCAGCUGGGCGCGACCAAGCUGGAGGCCUGCCUGCCGCGCGUGCUGCUGCUCGCGCGCCUCUGCCGCGCCCAGCCGGGCCUGCUGGCGGGCCACAUGCAGCCCCUCAAGGACUGCCUGGGCCAGUUUGCCGCGCUGCCGCCCGCGGCGGCCAUGGCGCUCCUGCGCGCGCUUUGGCCGCUGUGCCGCGUCAGGCGGGAGCUGCAGGACCACGUGAUCAUGCUGCUGCGCAAGGUCAUGUACGGGCGAGACCUCAACAGCAGGGUCGUGGCGAUCCGCGGCUUCAUGUAUCUCAUCCUGGAGCAGCUGAGGGCCGUGCCGGAGCCAAGCCCCGCCACCAACUACGGCAGCCAGGCCAGCGGCAGCCAGGCCUCGCUCAGCCAGAUGUCCGCGCUGUCAUCAGGUGGCGGCGUCAACCUGUUGCAAGAGUUGGCGGGAGUGCUGCGCAGGGCUCUGACGCAGCAGGCCCCAGUGCGCGCGGCGCUCUACUCGGGCCUCUCCCAGGUGCUGUCUGCGGAUCCGCGGUGCCACGAGCUGCUGUCGGAGCUGCUGUACCCCCACAUGCAGCGCUACGUUUCAGAGGGGGACGCGCUGCCGCCGCUCGACCUGGGCAAGUGCACCGCCAGCCAUCAGCUUGGCGUAGAGCCCGCGCUCGUGGAGCCACUGCCGGCGCUUCUGGCCUGCGCCCGGCGCUUGGCGGCGCUGCAGACGCCAGACGGCGGCAGCGAGGGCGGCUGCGGCGCUGACGGGUCCGACGCCACCACCAUGAGCGUUGGAAUGGCGUCUCAGCUGAUGCGCGUUGAGCUGGGCUGUGAAAGCUCAAAGGCGCUGCAGGCCCUUCUCUGCGGGCUGCGGAAGCGGCUGCUGCAGUGUGAGCCGGAGCACUUUGGCCUGGACCGUGGUGCGGAGCUCAAUCCAGCGACACCCGCGGGCGCCCUCAACCAGAUGCACAUAGGCAACCUCCUUGGAGCUGUUGAGGUGGUCAUGGAGGAUAUCGUGGCUGAGUGCCAGCUACUGAACCUGGCCAUAGCACGCGGCCCCGACGCACCCCCGCACGGCGCCGCCCACAGCGCACAGCGCCACGGCCGCGACCUGGCAGAGGCGUACCGCCUGCACUCGCGACUCGCUGAGCUGGCGCGUGCAGGAGCCAGGGGCGGCGCCGGCAAGGGCAGGAAGGGACCCGGAACUGCCAGCACUGGCACCAGCGGCGCCGCCGACGCAACCGCCAAGCGCUCCAAGCCUGCGUCCCAGGACUAUGUCCCAGUUGAGGCGCGCACCCCUCAGCUCUCUGCGCCCUGCCUGGCAGCGCUGUGCGGCGCCAUCGUGGAGGACGGCCUCGUGCAGCCCCCGCCUGCCGGCUGGGGCGCCUCCGCCGGGCCCAGCGCCCCCAGCGCGGGCGGGGGCGACGCCGAGACCACCCGGCUGCUGCGGAGCGACAAGUUCCGCGCGUUCGUGCUGUCAGCGGCCGCCAACAUGCUAGAGGCAACCCAGCGGGACGCGGCGGGCGCAGUGCUCCUGGAAGGUGGCGGCGGCGAGGGCGGAGGGGCGUGGCUGGUGCUAGGCGGGCCGCUGUUCAAGCUGGUGCAGUCAAUCCUGGGGGCAGCGGCCCCUGGCGGCAGGCACGUCGGUGGCGCUGGGCCGGGCGCCGCCGUCAAGGGCUCGAAGAGCAAGGGUGGCAAGGGCUCCAAAGCGGCUGGCGGAGCGGCGGCAACCAGCAGCGCAGCGAGCGGCGGGGCCGGGGCCGACGGUGCAGAUGGCGGCGGCGGGGACACCCUCGAGUGGCUGGCGGCCAGGGCGCUGCUGCAGGCUGUGUUGCUGGCUGACGCGACGCAGCAGCUGGUGCCGUUUGCGCAUGCCCUUGCACCGCCACCUCAGCAGCAGCAGCAGCAGCAGCAGCAGCAGCAGUUGGAAGAGGAGGAUGGGUUGGCCAUCCCGGGGUCGCGGGCGCAUGGUGCCGGCGGCGACGUCUCCGGGGUUGAGCCCAAGCAAGCCGGGGACGUGGCGAUGGUUGCAGCGCUGGCGCGGCUGCUGCCCCUGGUGCAGAGGGGGGUGGACAGCCUGAUGCAGGCCAGCUGCUUCAAGGCUGCCCACACGGUGGUGCAGGCGCUCGCGCUGCUCGGCAGGCGGCUGGCGGCAGCGGAGACCACGGCGCAGGCAGCGGCCACGGCGGCGGCAGGCGCGGCGGCUAAGCCUCGAGCUGGUCCGCAGCAGCAGCAGCAGCAGCAGCAGCAGCAGCAGCAGCAGCAGCAGCUGCAGCAGUGUGGAGAAGGUGGCGCAGGUGCCGAGGCAGCAGCAACAAAAGCGUUGGCCGCGCAGGGGCGGCAGGCGCUGCAGUCCCUUUCCGCGUGGGCACGCCAGGCGUGCCAGCAGCGCGCCCCAGAGGUGACCAACGUGCCCCUGAUCAAGGCCCUACUGGAGCUGGUGGUGCGGUGCAGCAGGUCCCAGGACGACCUGGUGGUGCUGAAGCAGGUGGCGGAUGACGUGCAGCGGGUGGUGGGCCACGCAGACAGCGAGACCCAGGCCACGCAGACCCAGGGCAGCUCGUUCCCAGUGCUGACCGCGGAGCGCACCGGCCAGCCCAGCGCCACCUUUGUCAUGGCCUACAUCGACGAGGCCCUGGCAGACGUGGACAGGGCCAUAGCCGGCAUAGCGCGCGGCGCAGACGGCGACAGCGGCGCGGCGGCGGGCGCACAGGCGCAGCUGCGCAUGCGUGCUGGGUUGUGCCGGCGGCUGGAGGGCCUGUCUGGCAUCCUGGGUGUGGCCGUCAACACAGUGCUGGGGAUGAACCAGAUCGUGGAGGCCAUGGUCAGGUCGCUCACCCGUAUCUACAAGACACUGCUGGCCGCCGCCAAGCUCCACACGCCCGCCAGGCCGGAGCGCGGCGCGGCGGGGACGGCCGGGGCCGGCAGCGGGCGGGGUGGUGGUGUUGCGACUGCGGCGGCGGCGGCGACGGUGACGGCUGACUUCCAGCGGCUGGUGAGCGCUGUGAACCGGGAGCUGACUCCCCCCAUGUACCAGUUCCUGUCAGACACCAAGACGGAGCCGGCCCAGGACUCCAAGCCCAGCACUGUCAACCGCGCCAAGCGUGACGCGCGCGCGGUGCCCAACCUGGUGUUUGCAGUGGAGGCCUGGGAGAGGCAGCUCGUGCUGGCAGGGCGCGCCGCCAAGGUUAACUUGAUGCGUGACGCCAAGCGCAGCACCAACCGUGACUUCAAGCUGCUCUUCACUGAGGCGGGGGGCGACGCUGGCAGGAGCAAGGGCGCCAAGCGCAAGGCCGACACGCAGCUGCCCGUGCCAAAGCCCCCUGCAGGGCGCACGCCGCCCGCAGGUUUGCAGCAGCAGCAGCAGCAGGGGUACGGCGGCGACGGGGAAGAGAACCUUGCCGGUGGCGAGUUUGGCGACGAGGUGGAGGAGGAGGAGGAGGGCCCUGACGCUGGCAGCGGUCGGGAUGCGAUGGACCAGGACCAGGGCUGA